Messenger RNA from Gasterosteus aculeatus aculeatus (three-spined stickleback), 3321 nucleotides. Its product is annotated as major facilitator superfamily domain-containing protein 6-A-like. NCBI's taxonomy places the organism in Eukaryota, Metazoa, Chordata, Actinopteri, Perciformes, Gasterosteidae. Gene Ontology annotation, biological process: antigen processing and presentation of exogenous peptide antigen via MHC class I. Gene Ontology annotation, cellular component: plasma membrane. The record is from RefSeq and is a predicted model, not a curated record.
AAACCAUGAGUCCAUCAUGGGACAGGUGCGAGCUCCGGUUUGACGAGCUGCCGUUGUACACAAUGCGAAAAGAGCCGAGCCGGAGAAACACUUUCAUUUAACAACACAAUCACACAAGCGCGUUACGGCCAAUCAGACACGACGUUUUACGGGGAAAAUGUCCGCCAAAGAAGAGACGUAUUCAGCACAAAGUGCGCAGUAGUUUAAUGGGAGCGGCGACCUGAGCAGAUAUGCCAGCCGACGACAAGGUGGCCAUCCUGUCGGAUGACGAGGAGGAGCAGAAGAGGAAGUACGUGUUGGCGGAGCCGGCCGGCGCUUCCUCCGCGGCGCCGCUCCCCUCGGACGCGCCGCCCGAGCAGCCGGCGGGCUCCCGGGCCGACUCCGUCGACUGCUGCGAGAGGAUGUGCCUCCGCAUCAACACCCGCCUCCUCGUCUCCAAAGUCUUCUACUUCUUCUUCUACGCCGCCUACGGCUCGCUGCACCCCCUGCUGGCCGUGUACUACAAGCAGCUGGGCAUGUCGGCCAGCCGCAGCGGGCUGCUGGUCGGCAUCCGCUACUUCAUCGAGUUCUGCAGCCCCUUCUGGGGGGUGGUGGCCGACCGCUUCAAGAAGGGCAAGGCCGUCCUUCUCUUCUCCCUCCUGUGCUGGCUGUUCUUCAACUGCGGCAUCUUCUUCGUGAAGCCGGCCCAGAUGAUGUGCGUGGAGAAAGGCGCCGACGGGCGGCGCCCCGCCGACGUCGGCCUCCCGCACGAUAACUUCACGCAGCUGAGCAACUCCACCGACCACGCCCGAAAACGCCGGGGCCUUCUGGACGUCCUGGCUCCCGAGGCCCUGGACUCGUACUCAAGCGGCGUGCACCUCAGGCACGAGCGGAGCGCCGACGCCAACGCCACCUCGCCGCCGGCUAACACCACCCUCCCGCCACCCGGCACCACCUUCCCCACGCCGAACGCCACCCUGCUCACCACCACGAGCGCAACCUCCCCUGCUCCGACCAAGGAGUACCAGGUGAUCUACAACAAGGACCAGGUGGAGAGCAUCUUCCUGCUCAUCCUGCUCGUCAUCAUCGUGAGCGAGUUCUUCAGCGCCCCCACCCUCACCAUCGUGGACACCGUCACCCUGCAGAACCUCGGGAAGGCCCGCGACCGCUACGGCCUGCAGCGGAUGUGGGGCUCGCUGGGCUGGGGCAUGGCCAUGCUGCUGGUGGGCAUCUGGAGCGACCACACGUACUUCACGGUGGCGAUCAGCGGCCUCGGCUGCGAGUUGCCCGACUUCCGCCUCCACAACUACCAGAUCGCCUUCAUCGCCUUCGGCGUGCUGAUGGCGGUGGCGUUCGGCGUGGCCACGCAGUUUCACUUCGAAGAAGACGGCGACCGGCGGCAGGAGGCGGAGGAUGCCGGCGCCCAGGCGCCCGUGUCCGCCCCCCCGGCGCUGACCCCCGGCGAGGCGGCCCCCGAGUUCCACUACGGCGACCUGCUGAAGCUGCUGUGCAGCGUGCGCUACAGCUCCGUGCUCUUCGUGGCCUGGUUCAUGGGCUUCGGCUACGGCUUCGUCUUCACCUUCCUGUACUGGCACCUGCAGGACCUGCACGGCACCGCCACGCUGUUCGGCGUCUGCUCCGUCCUGGGCCACGCCUCCGAGCUCGCCACCUACUUCUCCAGCCACAAGUUCAUCGAGCUGGUCGGACACGUCAGGGUGCUGUACAUCGGCCUGGCCUGCAACACGGCUCGCUACCUGUACAUCUCCUACCUGAAGAACGCCUGGACCGUGCUGCCCAUGGAGGUCCUCCAAGGUGUGACGCACGCCUCGGUUUGGGCCGCCUGCAUCUCCUUCCUGAGCGCGGCGGUGCCGCCGGCCCUCAGGACGUCGGCGCAGGGCAUCCUGCAGGGCCUCCACCUGGGCCUGGGCCGGGGCUGUGGCGCCAUGGUGGGGGGGGUGUUCGUCAACUACUUUGGCGCGGCGGCGGCGUUCAGAGGGAUCGGCAUGGCCUCCCUCGUCAUCCUCCUGGUCUUCGCCCUCAUCCAGUGUCUGACUGGAGACGCCGAGGGCAAAGAGGACCAAAUGCUGGCAGAGAACAUCCCGGUUCCCUCCAGCCCGGUUCCCAUCGCCACCAUCCACCUGGUGCAGAACCAGUCCGCCGCCGGGAGCCCCGCCCCCCUCCGCAAGGCCGCCGCGCUGCCCGUCAAGAAGACCAAGCACCAGGAGGAGCAGGAGGACCUGAACAAGCCGGCCUGGAUGCUCUCCGGCGCCCCCUGGGUCACCAUCGCCUUCGCCAUCGUCCAGAUCAGAGAGAUGAUGAACGCCAAGAAGAAAGAAGCUCCGCCCUCGGAGACGCAAUCGCUGCAGGCGCCCAACGAGGAGCCGCAGGCCGCGGACGAGGCGACGCGCGGAAACCCGAGUGACGACGGCGCGGAAACGCCCACGCCACCGAACGCCACGGACUCCUGACGGGGACGUGGAACGAGCACUUUGGUGUGAGGAACCAAAAGUCUGAAAUACUCAGAAGUUUGAAGACUCGGGUUGUUUUCUGCAGAGGGGGGCGGGGCGGGGCGGGGGUGUACGUUUCGAGCCUUCGCCUCUUAGAGGUGCUCGAAUCAAACGCACCGCUGUAUUUAGGGUGUGAAGGAACGUCCGUCAAAGUUAUUUAAUAACUUAAUUUACUUUAAAAAGUGGAGAGAAGCGCUUCAUAAGGGAAAUAUUUAAAACAAACCUUUAAUCCAGCUCCUUAAAACCUGACUUUCUAUAAACUGAAUCAUUUCAUUUAUUUAUUACGCAGCCUUUUCUUUUACAGAAAACCUUCUGUGCCUUUUUGGAGUAAUCGUUGAAAUACUUUAGAAGUAUUUUCUAAAUAUUAGUCAAUGUUGGAUUUGCGUCAGAUUUAUUCACCCUUAAAUACUAAAUCAUUAUUAUUAAUGUGAGACGUCUGCGUGCAGUGUUUCCUGGUGGAAGCUGCCAGCAGCCGACACGCUCUAAUUACUGUCUUUGUUUUCUACUUUCAUGCCAAAUAAUAACCAGUAUUCUGUGUUUAUCGUUUGUCUGGAGGGAAAAAGGCCGCAGAGAGUCUGUUGUUUGCUUUCCUGCCAAUUAAACAAUUAAAGGGUGUUUGUUCGUUGUCCCUUAAUUCCAUCAGUGUUCUUAUUUUUCUCACACAAAUUGCUUUAAUGUGCGGUGCGUUUACCGUCCUCGCGAGGACACACAGGGUGAGACGUGUAGAAGUAAAGGAGCAUCAUUUACUUUUACUCAUUUUAUUCACGUUAUUAUUUCCAACCGGACGCAUCUUACUUCUAAGUCUUUUUACUAAUAAAUAAAGUUACAUCUUGAA